This is a messenger RNA of Styela clava, 1298 nucleotides long. The record is from RefSeq and is a predicted model, not a curated record. Lineage: Eukaryota; Metazoa; Chordata; Ascidiacea; Stolidobranchia; Styelidae.
AGUAUUGUUAUAGAGCUUUAUAUUUACCCAUGGCUGCUAUAGGAAUUGAUUUGGGAACUACAAAUUCUUGUGUCGCUGUUUACCGGAACAAGCGAGUCGAAAUCAUAGCAAAUGAUCAAGGAAAGCGAAUAACACCUUCAUGGGUUUCAUUUACGGAUACACAGAGAUUGAUUGGGGAGGCAGCAAAAGACGAAGCAAUAUUGAAUUGCGAAAAUACUCUAUUCCAUAUCAAACGAUUAAUCGGCAAAAAGUUUAAUGAUUUGACCGUUCAGGAAGAUAUGAAACUGUGGGGGUUUAAAGUCGUCAAUGACGGUGGCAGCCCAAAAGUGCAGGUAACAUACAAUAAAGAAACUAGAACGUUUUAUCCCGAGGAAAUUAGCGCCCUGGUUCUGACAGAAUUAAAGGAAGCAGCUGAGGCAUUUAUGGGCGAGAAAAUCACUGACGCUGUCAUCACUGUCCCAGCCCACUUUAACGAUGAUCAACGUACAGCCACUAGAGAUGCAGCAAGAAUUGCUGGUUUGAAUGUGCAAUCAAUGAUCACUGAACCGACAGCAGCUGCAAUUGCAUACGGUCUGGAAAGCAAAACCAAUGACGCACGAAAUGUUUUAAUAUUUGAUCUUGGUGGGGGAACAUUCGAUGUAACUAUCGCAACAAUCGCAGAACAAAUAUUUGAUGUCAAAGCAACUGGUGGGAACUCUCAUUUAGGCGGUGAAGAUUUUGACAAUCGUAUGGUUAAACACUUCAUUGAAGAGUUCAGCAAAAAACACGGGUUUGACAUGACGAAUAACAAACGAGCUGUUAGUCGUAUGAAAGUUGCGUGUGAAGCUGCCAAACGAAGACUUUCUGUUUCUACCAAUGCAAAAGUCCAGAUUGACGCCCUUUUCAAGGGCCUGGAUUUUCAAAGCAGUAUAACUCGAGCCCAAUUCGAAGCCAUGAAUGUCGAACUAUUUGAAAGCACUCUCAUGGCCGUGAAAAAUGUUCUUUUAGAAGCAGAAAUGAAUAAAAAUGAGAUUGAUGAUAUCGUUCUUGUAGGGGGAUCCACUCGGAUUGUCAAAAUCCAAAAACUUUUGCAUGACUUCUUCACUGGAAAAGAGAUGUACAAAACAAUAAAUCCAGAUGAAGCUAUUGCAUAUGGUGCUGCAGCAUUAGCAAAUGAAAUUAGAAAUGGAGAAUCUAACAUGAUUUGUUAUCUUUGCGCAAGCUAGUUUCAGUGCAUUGUAACGUCACAUGGAUUUAUAAUAAAUCGGACUCUGGUAUAGGAUUUGCAACGCUAAGAGAUUGGCAUUGUUAGCUCGUAC